UCGACAGGAAAAGGCGGGCUCUCUAUAAUCCGAGCGAUUGGCUGAUAUUCGCGUCAGUCUUUACGAAGGAAGGGGUUGUGGGUUUGUCUGUGGUCUGUGCAGGAAUUGAAAUCGCUGUGUGAAUCUCAGUUUCCGCGGCAUAGAUUGUGCUUGUAUUUUUCUAAAACCAAAGGGGUUUAAAGAGGAAGGAAAGAAAACGUCAAGGAAGAAAAUGAAAACAAGAAACCGAAACAAGGGGACGGCGAGACGCUCCACCCGUAACAAUGAAGCAGGCGGGGCAACUGAGGAAAUCUCUCCUGACCCGAAGACGCACACGGAAAUCGAACAUUCCCAAAUUAAAAGGGAGGCGCUUGAUGUGCAGUGUGCCAACAUUAAUGGGGAGGCCACUGAGCUGGACUGCAGCCACAUUAAAGGGGAGGCCACUGAGCUGGACUGCAGCCAUGUUAAAGGGGAGGCCAUUGAGCUGGACUGCAACCACAUUAAAGGGGAUGCCACUGAGCUGGAGCCUGUCCCCACUAAAGAUGCUGCUGUGGGCAUCAAAUCUAAAAGGGCUCGGAAGCCGUGUCUGUGCUCCGAAUGCGGGAGGAGUUUCGGUAAACUAGGAGACCUCCGGAGACACCAGCUGAUCCACACGGGAGAGAAACCGUUUCCCUGCUCCGACUGUGGCAAGAGCUUCCGACGCAAGACCCACCUGAGCUCCCACCGGCUCAUCCACACGGGAGAGACUCCGUUUCCCUGCUCCGACUGCGGCAAGAGCUUCCGGCACUCCGGCAACCUCCAGAAGCACCGGCAAAUCCACACAGGAGAGGUUCCGCAUGUCUGUGAGGAGUGCGGGAAGGGAUUCCGACAGUCUGGGCAUCUGAAACUGCACCGGAGGACCCACAGCGGGGAGACUCCAUACGAGUGCAUUGACUGCGGGAGGCGUUUCGGGCGGCUCCAGUACCUCCGCGUUCACCGGAGAUCCCACACCGGCGAGAGCCCGUACUACUGCAGCGACUGUGGGAGGCUUUUCAGAAGCCUGGGCAACCUUCAGUCCCACCAGAGGAUUCACACUGGGGAGAAGAAUUACCACUGCUUGGAGUGCGGCAAGGCGUUCCGCCAGUCCAGCGUGCUCAAGAUGCACCAGCGCACUCACACAGGAGAGACGCCUCACAGCUGCCCUGACUGUGAGAGAAAGUUCCGGAGUGCCGGUGGCCUUGCGGUCCACAGACGUGUGCACACGGGAGAGAGACCAUACAGCUGCUCUGAGUGCGGCAAGAGCUUCCGAGAAUCUGGCGUGCUGAAGAGACAUGAGAGAAUUCACACAGGAGAGAAGCCCUACAGUUGUACGAAGUGCGGUAAGAGCUUCAGCCAGCUGACCUCAUACAACACACACCAGCGCCUCCACACGGAGGAGAAGGGGUUCCACUGCCCCGACUGCGGGAGGAGCUUCCGACACGCCAACACCCUGGCGGGACACCGGAGGAUCCACACGGGAGAGACUCCGUACGAGUGCACGGAGUGCGGGAAGCGGUUCAGGAACCCAGACAACUUAAAAGUCCACCAGCGGGUUCACACUGGAGAGAAGCCCUACAGCUGUGGGGAGUGUGGGAGGCGCUUUGCCACGGCCACCAACUUGAAGACCCACCAGCGCACCCACAGCGGAGAGAAAGGGUACGUCUGCUCCGACUGUGGGAAGAUGUUCACUGAGCCGCACCACCUCAAAUCUCACGCCCGACUCCACACGGGAGAGAAACCGUUUCCCUGCUCCCAAUGCGGGAAGAAGUUCCGACACUCCUACGGGCUUCAGACUCACAAGAGGAGUCACAGCGAGGAAGCCCCUUACCACUGCCCCGACUGCCCCAAGCGGUACAAGCACCUGGGGGGCUUGAAAACCCACCGCCGCCUCCACACGGGGGAGAGACCAUACAACUGCAGGGUGUGCGGGAGGAGCUUUAAUCAGGUGACCAAUCUGAAGACCCACGAACGCCUUCACACGGGAGAGAGGCCAUACAGCUGUGCCGACUGUGGCAAGAGCUUCAACGAACAGCACCAUCUAAAAACACAUCGGCGCAUUCACACUGGAGAGAAGCCCUAUCCCUGCUCCCAAUGCGAUGAGACAUUCAGACACUUGAACAGCCUGCGAAGGCACGAGAGAGCUCACAGGGAGUGAGCUGUUUUGAAUCACGCUAGCAAUUUCACACUUAGAGUUAUGCCAGUGCAUUACAGCUACGGCCAAAAGUUUUGCAUCAUCACCCUAUAGAAGGAACUAAAUUGUCUUCAUAAAGUCGAAUGAAUCCUGCUGAAUAAUGUCACUUUUAACAUAUUGAAUUGCAUACCCUUAGUAGUUGUCCAUGUACUUGGCGUAAAAAAACUUUUUUUGGAUUACAUACAUUGUGAUUUUUGUUAAAGCAGAAAGUGGAUAUUUGUCUGAUUUUGUUCAAUUAUAUAUAGCUUUAGUAGCAUUUUUAACCCUUAGCAGUCCAUUUAUUCAGCUCGUCUCAGGCGCGUCCGGUCCAAUUUAUUUUCACACGCGCAGUUUAUUUUAGACGUGCUGUUUAAAUGUUUUUUUUCACAGUAAAACAGGUUUAAAAGGCUCUGCAUAUCAACAGGACACUCAAUACUGCAUCUCCAGCCCCGACCCACCCCUUGUUCGCUAUAUUUUUCAAAUACCUCUUAAUAGUGCACACCGAUACAUCAUCUCUAGAUCACUCGUUUUAUCACCAAACUCCUCAAUAAUGCGAUCCAAGUCAUUAUUUUAUUACUAUAACAUCUAAAAAAAACCUCUGCAAAUGUCUGUGAUGUUCUUUUGAAUGCUGGAUGCAGAAGCAGCUAUCUUGUUUGUUUAUGUCCGUGUUAUCUAUGUGGUGUCGGGGCUAUGAGUAUUCAUGAGAUAUACCUUUUUCUGCCAUUGAAUGGUUUUGUCUGCUUUUCCAGGGGAAAAAAUGACUAGAGACCUGUUUUUUUGCGUCUUUUUGAUGAUGUUGGACAGUGUCCGACAUUGGACAGGAAAGGGUUAAGCAGUGUAUAUAUAAUCUGAAAUAAAAACACAUUGGAAAUGUGAAAUGCAAAGUUAGCAAAAGUGCCCAGCCAUUUAAAGUAGAGAUAUCAAAAACACAAGCCACAUUUCAGGAAACUUUUGGGGCAACCUUGCCCAGCACAAAGCAAAUAGGCACAACUGUAAAACCGAUGGGGGUCAAGGUUGCCCCAAUUGUUUCUACUAACUUGGCUUGUGUUUUUCAGGCACACUAAAAGCGGCUCAAAUGCAUGAAAAACACAAGCCAAGUUAUUAGAAUCAAUUGGGGCAACCUUGCCCACCCCCAAUUGUGCCUAUUUACUUUAAAUGGCUGGGCACUUUUGAUAACUUGGUGUAUUUUCACAUUUCCAAUGUGUUUUUGUUUCAGAUAUGUUUCUUAAGCGAUAGUGCCCAUCAAUGAAGGCUCUACCGUCUGACAGUGACCACAACUGGAGUUAUGCGUCCUGAGCCGAAGACGAUGGCGCUAACGAAAGUCGAGGUCCACUACCCCACGAUACAGCCUUCAUUGAGAGGGCACCGUCGCAGUUAGAAAACAAGUCUCAUUAUUUUCUAUUAAAAAAACACUUUGAAACCAACAUUUAACUUGAACUGGUAAUGAUUCGCCGGGUACCCUCCAGCGAAGUUGUUUUAGGAUAGUAGCCCCAAAAAUGUUCAUAAAGGAUCGCACACAUAAUUUGAGAAACAAAAUUUACUUUAUUAAAACAAAUAACGCUUUGUUUUUGUUGAAAGAUUCUGUGUCUGAGCUGCAGUCAAGUGGACAGGCUGUGAUUGGCUGACUCGGCAGUUACAGGUGCAGGAUUGAUUGCUUUUGUCGAUGCAAAGUAUUGAUUGGCUGGUUUUGGGUGGAUAAGUAAUGUAAUUUGUAACAAUUGUGUGUUUGUUUAGUAUUUGCUGUCCAAUAGAUGUGAACUAAGCUUAAAUACAGCAAGUCAAAAUGAAAAAGCCAGCACUUGUGCAGAUUGAUUUUAAAUUUGAUUCACAGGUUAUGUGGUGACGUUCCAGCAGGUAUCUACUGUGUAGUAAUGCCCACUAUAGCUGGAAGCUGACUGGCUGAUUAUACUGAAUAGUUUUCAAAUGUUUUUUUUUUUUUACUGCAAGUGUUUCUUAGCACUAAUCCACACUAUGUGACUGUUGUAAUACGUUUAUACAGCGUAAAUAAAUCUGUCAAGAAAGUAGCAGAUUACAACUUCACUAUAUUUUACUACCCUUGGUAGUCAUGUUUAGAAAUAAACCCAGUGAACGAUAUCUGUUUAUGUUUGUCAUCUGUAAUUGCAAGACAGAGGUUUCAAUAAAUGCUUGAUGCAUUAUUAUAAAUCGUUGAAUGUUUUUCCCUCUGUAAUGAUGGCAUCCUUGCUGGCGAACACAUUUUUCUUGGAGCAGGCCUGGGCUCUGUUAUAAUUACAUUUACAACUACAGCAGAAUUGUUUGCUGAAAUGGCAAUUCCAGUAGCAAUCACGCUGCAGUUCUAAUUCCAUUUAGGGCUGCAACAAGGGUGCAUUUUGACCUUCGAAGGUUCGG
Messenger RNA from Acipenser ruthenus (sterlet), 4534 nucleotides. RefSeq names its product zinc finger protein 883-like. Gene Ontology annotation, molecular function: DNA-binding transcription repressor activity, RNA polymerase II-specific. Gene Ontology annotation, biological process: negative regulation of transcription by RNA polymerase II. The record is from RefSeq and is a predicted model, not a curated record. Lineage: Eukaryota; Metazoa; Chordata; Actinopteri; Acipenseriformes; Acipenseridae. The transcript has 2 exons. The coding region runs from base 212 to 2152 and encodes 646 amino acids.